AUGGCGUGGGUUUAUGGAGAAAAGGGUAUGAUUAAGGAGGCAAUUGAUUUGUUCUUCAGGAUACCUAAAUUCAGAAAUAGAGAAUGUUUGAGAAUUGUUCCGCAAUUGUUGUUAAAGAGUAGGGUCAUGAAUAUUCGAAUGGAGGGUUCGAGUUUUUCGAUAUUGAUUAAUGCCCUUUGUAGGAUUGGGAAGGUUGAUUUUGCUAUUAAGUUGCUAAAUUACAUGAUUUAUGAUGAGUUUGAUCCUGAUGGGAAAUUGUAUUCCUUGAUUUUGGGAUCAUUGUGUAGACAAAAGAAGGUAAAUGUGACUAGUGUGGAGGUAAUGGGUGUGUGGGAAGACAUGAAAAGAGUCGGGUUUUGCCCCGGUAGAGAGGAUUAUUGCAAUGUGAUUAAGUUCUUAGGGAGACAAGCAAAGGGUAAAGAGGUAUUUGAUGUUUUAUGUGAGAUGAAAAGGGAGGGAAUUAAGCCUGAUAUCAUGUCUUAUACAAUGGCUCUCAAUGGUCUUGUUGAAGCAGAAGAGUUUUCUAGAGUAGAAGAGUUGUUUGACGAAAUCCUCAUUUUCGGUCUAGCUCCAAAUGUGCUUACUUAUAAUGUGUACCUAAAAGGCUUAGGUAAACAAAAGAAAGCCGAGGAUGCGUAUAAGAUGAUUGGCUGCAUGGUUGAACUGGAUUGCCUACCCGAUGUGAAUACAUAUAAUACAGUAUUGGAAGCUUUUUGCAAGGUUGAGAAUUUGAGUAGAGUGAGGGAGGUGUGGAGUGAGAUGAAUAAGAAAGGUAUAGAAUUGAAUGAUCGAUCAUAUAAGUUGAUGAUUGAUGCAUUGGUUACUGCGGGUGAAGUUAUGGAAGCUUGCAAUAUGCUGGAGGAGAUGCUUUCCAAGAGUUUCCUGCCAAUGCUCUCCACUUAUGAGAGGAUUAUAUGUAGUUUGUGCCACGAGGGGCUUAUACCAGAGGCGUUACAUACUCUUGACAUAGUUUCUGACCACGGUGUUUUACCAGGUUCCAUGUCAUGGGAAGCACUUCUUCUUGGUUUAAAAAUUAAUCAUGAUUUUGUGGGGGAUGCGUUUCCCAGUUUGGUUACACGCUACCAGCACUAG
Messenger RNA from Chenopodium quinoa (quinoa), 1092 nucleotides. Its product is annotated as pentatricopeptide repeat-containing protein At2g38420, mitochondrial-like. Gene Ontology annotation, molecular function: protein binding. The coding region runs from base 1 to 1092 and encodes 363 amino acids. NCBI's taxonomy places the organism in Eukaryota, Viridiplantae, Streptophyta, Magnoliopsida, Caryophyllales, Amaranthaceae. The transcript has 4 exons. The record is from RefSeq and is a predicted model, not a curated record.